AGUAUUCUCACUGAAAUAUAAUUGGCAACACUUCAGAGAGUGGUUAGCUAGUUAGUAGUCCUGCGUGGUUCAUAUUUGUUCCUGUCAUACAGCGACAAGAAUGCCAACACUGUCACUGUGUUCAGCAUACAACUGCAAAAACCGCAGCCCCAAAGCUGGUGUGGGAUUUUUUAGAUUCCCCAAAAAUGAUCCUGAAAGACGCAAACAAUGGAUUAUUAAUAUGAAGUGUAAAGGGUGGAAUCCGCAACAAAACCACCGUGUGUGCUCUGUUCACUUUGAAGACAAGUAUAUUUGCGGGAGGGACAUACGUCAACGCCUCACGCCAGACGCAGUCCCGACUAUAUUCGACUAUCCCAAAAAUUUUCAAAAGAAGAGUAUUACCUGGGCAGUCAAAGAUGUUUCCCCGAAGGUGGUAUGUGAGAACAUGGAGUUCCAACUUCCACCCCUCAAGCACAUAAUAGAGAUCAAAGACGCAUGGGAGUGGCUGGUUAUAGACAUCAGAGGGCCGCUACCCUUGACAUUGAACGGACACCAGUACGUUCUGAGCUUGACAGACUUCUACUCCAAAUGGGUGGAGGCCUUCCCCCUGAGAGGUUGUAGCUCUACUGAGGUAGCACAACAUGUAGCAGAAGUCAUCUCUCACUUUGGCUUCCCUUUUGGAAUCCUUGUUCGACUGAAGAAGAACUUUACCAGUAAGAUCAACGUUGCUUUGAAGAGUCUUCUGAAGCUGAGUGGGUUCUCUCUCUUAUACCGUCAUCGGCAAGUUGGAUUGCUGGAUCUGACCACACAGACCCUGAUCAGCAGGAUGGUGUCUGAUCUUGUGAAUGACCAUCCAUACAACUGGGAUGUCUGCCUCCCUGCAAAGGUGUUCAGCCUGUGUUUCAAGGAGCACCCCAAGACCAAGCAGAGACCUUUCUCUCUGCUGUGCUGCAAAGGACCACAGCCGGUCACCACCCCUAGGGAUCUGUCUUUCAGUCCUGCAGAGCUCAGAGAGAGUUCCUUUGCAAUCCAGUCAAAUCAAGAGGGUGGGCAUGACACUGAUCCGCAAGGCAUGGUUGGCAUUGAAUCUGGGAAGGAAACGGCUGGAAAGAGCACAGUUACAAGGGUCUCCUUUUUUAGGAGCAACACAGAGAGUAACACAGACGGUAACCCCAACAGUGAACCAUCCUCUGAAGAUCAUCAUGCCAUGGAAACCUGAAUCAUUUAUUGGAUCAGUGCUCUAUCAGUCAUGCUGCCAUAUUUUUGGGGAAGUUAUUUUGGUUUUCUACGGUGUGAUCAUUUUGUUGAAAAACACUUUGGUUCAAUGUUUGGCUGGUGCACUGUUUCAAGAUUGUUAGCAGAGACAUCAGUGUGGGUCAGGAAUUUAUGUACCACCUGCAUCAAUUCAAUCAGCCAAAACAUCAUGCAUAGAUGAUUGAUUAAUGAUAAGGUGAUCCCUAAAAGCACUUGCUUUAUUUUGAAAUCAAAUUGUUUUUGUCAAGUGCUGAAUUCAACAGGUGUAGGGUGUACUGUGAAAUGCUUACUUAAGAAAGGAAACGGUAACAAUAAAGUAACAACAACCAGGAUCUAUACAA
Messenger RNA from Oncorhynchus nerka (sockeye salmon), 1574 nucleotides. RefSeq lists its product as uncharacterized. The transcript has 9 exons. The coding region runs from base 101 to 1198 and encodes 365 amino acids. The record is from RefSeq and is a predicted model, not a curated record. Gene Ontology annotation, molecular function: nucleic acid binding. Lineage: Eukaryota; Metazoa; Chordata; Actinopteri; Salmoniformes; Salmonidae.